GUAUGACCAACGUUCGCUUAACUAACUAGCUUAAGUUAGCUGGAUAACAUUGAUAGCUAGUAAAGUUAGCAAGCAAUGCCAGAAAUGAAAGACGAAGUGGGACAGAUAUUUUUAGACACAGCUAACUGGCUAAUAUUAAAUUCGAGCCAGGGAACUGACACAAGGAAAUGCAAUGAUGGCCCAGUCGAACCAGCCACAACAUUUAGCUAACCUCUUCUUCGCGCCGGCAACCAGCAUAGUUAGCUAUCUAACCAAAACUUCUAGCCAUUCAGUCCGCAACCACCACAGAUGUAGUAUUUUUGACCGAUUGGCAACGGGUUGCCAGCUAGCUAACGUUAGCUAGCUACCGCAGCUAUUUAACGCCACGUCGUUAGCCAAUCAGUUAACGUUAGCUAGCCAGAUACUGGUAUGUUCAUAUUGUUAGGCUAGCACCGUUAGCCACCUAGAUAACGCUACUAGUUACAAAAAAUAACGCUACUAGUUAGCUAGCUAAUGACAUUACGUUGGCUAACGCCGGUUUGUUUGAACUAGCCAGUAACGUCGUUAGCUAAUAACUGGCAUGACUGUUACCACAACUGAAAAGCAAGCCAAAGCAGUCCUUGGACCUGAUGUGAUGGAAGAUUGCCCUGAAUGUUCAAAAUAGCUUGUUGAAACGCUUUAGGAAAUGGACAGAAGAAUAGAAGGAAAGCUUAGGAUCAGCCAGAAAGAGAAAGUGUCCAGUAAUAACACUACACAGUCACCAUUGAAGACGGGAGUCGUAAUCCAGGACGACUCCCCACACGCUGCGCCCCCGCCCCAGAUCCGCAUUCUGAAGCGGCCCUCCAGUAACGGGUCGUUAGGGUCGCCCCAGGGCCAGAACCGGCCCGUGCCACAGGUCAAGUCCCUGGCCCAGCGGGAGGCGGAGUACGCUGAGGCCAGGAAGAGAAUACUGGGCAGUGCCAGCCCUGAAGAGUCGCCUCAGGAAAAGCCCAACACAGACCGACCAGGGCGUACAAAUUCUACCACACCUCCAGAGGACCGGUCAAACAAUCAUGCUGUCCGUCAACCAGCAGGCCCCGACGGCACUCAAGGCUUCUGCCAAAACAGAUAAGUGGAAGAGGGGCAAUCCUGCUAUCGGGAGAGAUGGAGAGGAAGAUGAAAUGUCUGGGCUCCAGGGGGUAUCACAGGGUUUUAAAAACCAUUUCCUUCUAUUCCAUGGUAUGGGAUCAGCUGUGAAUCGGAAUGCAAAUGUCCUCCCCUCUCAUGGCUCCCACUGGUAAUGUGUGGGAUGGAUUAGAGGCUCUGUAGGAAGCAUGCUUUCUCCCCCUCUCCAUCCCACCCCCACUGUUUAACACUGUGAUAAAGGACAUCUUCUGCCUACUGUGAUGAUCCCUUUAAGUACCCCACCCUACACCCACGUUGUCCAAGGAGUCCUCUCCUUCUCUCGUCAUGGGAAACCUAUGGGGCUAUUGCUUCUGUGGCUAAUUUGGUCAUCAGCCAUGGACACUUCCAUCUGGAAAUACUGAGAGCAGAGGAUGCUUAACAGAAGAGUAGUGACCGAAGCAAAGCAAAAUGAGGGAUGGUAGUACAGUGCCUUCAAAAGUAUUCAUACCACCUGACUUAUUCCACAUUAUGUAUUAAAUAUAAUUUUUUCUCAUCUGUCUACACAUGAUACCCAAUAAUGACAAAGUCAAAACAUGUCAUUUUAUAAGUAUUGAAUGAAAUAUCUAAUUUACAUCAGUAUUCACACCCCUGAGUCAAUACUUUGUGGAAGCACCUUUGGCAGCGAUUACAGCUGUGUCUUUUUGCGUAAGUCUUUAAAAGCUUUCCGCACCUGGGUUGUGCAACAUUUGCCCAUUUAAUUAUUUUCAAAAUUCUUCAAGCUCUGUCAUUGUUAGACAACCAUUUUCAGGUCUUGUCAUAGAUUUUCAAGUAGAUUUCAAUUAUAACUUGGCCACUCAGGAGCAUUCACUGUCUUGGUGGCCUUAUAUUUUAGGUUAUUGUCCUGCUGAAAGGUGAAUUAAUCUCUGUGUCUGGUGGAAAGCAGGCAACCAGGUUUUCCUCUGGGAUUUUGCCUGUACUUAGCUCCAUUCCAUACAUUUUUUUGUUGUUAUCCUAUAAAACUCCCCAGACGUUAACCAUUACAAGCAUACCAUCGUAUGAUGCAGCCACCACUAUGCUUGAAACUAUGGGGAAUGCUACUCAAUAAUGUAUUGGAUUUUUCCAAACAAAACUUUGUCCUGAAUAAAAAAUUAUUAAUUGUUUUAAAAA
This is a messenger RNA of Oncorhynchus tshawytscha (Chinook salmon), 2250 nucleotides long. RefSeq names its product SUZ domain-containing protein 1. The record is from RefSeq and is a predicted model, not a curated record. The transcript is spliced from 4 exons. The coding region runs from base 665 to 1090 and encodes 141 amino acids. Lineage: Eukaryota; Metazoa; Chordata; Actinopteri; Salmoniformes; Salmonidae.